AAACUAUGGCGCAGAGAACGGAAGGGGGGUGGGAGGUGUGUAGUGUAUUGUAUUUAAAUACUUUUAAUUGUUUGUGGUCCGGAGAUUCAAUUUUUGUGUCUUAGUCAUAUAAUGCAGUGGUACCUAACGGGCUGCUGGGUGGACAGAAACACAGAACGCUAAACUUUCAACAGUGCUAUAAUAACUUAUGAGUGGGCCAGGCCAGUGCACGACUCACAAUUUCUGAGCAAAAUUGUAUGUAGACUAGCCACCGCGAUCUGCCAGAGCCGAUGGACAGCUACCUGCAGUCGUGCUGCGGCGACCACCUGCAGUGGCGACUGCCGGACUCGCUGGAGGCCGGCUGGGCGGCCCUCGGCGUCACGCUCGCCGCCGGCCUGGUCUGUGUGCUGCUGCUGCGGCGGCUGAGACCGGCGCCGGCGCCGCCGCCACCUGACCAGUGCCGCUCGCUGGACUGUACCCGCUGCCACGGCGCCGCCGACGCGGCGGACCGGGCGGCGGCGCGGCUAGAGCAGGCCGCCGCUGCCGGUCAGCUCGUGUCAGACAGGGUGCGCCGCGCUGUGGCGGAGUGGCGCCGGACCGGCGGCGCAGGCGAACCGGCCGGCCGUCUGAUGGUCGCCGAACUCUCUGAGCGCGUCUGGUGGUACACCGCGCACGAGGCCGACCAGCGCCGGCUGCAGCUCGCUGCCGCCGGCAUCGCCUCAGACUACCGGUGGGCGCGCGACCAGCCGCACCGCUGGAGUGUCAACUCGAGUCCGGCCGGCCGGUGGCGGCUGUUCUGGCUGGUGAACCAGGGCCGCAGUCGACUGGGCCCCGGGGAGUGCGCCGCCACCCUCGCCUCCGUCGACUCCCUGGCCGGAGCGAUGCGGCACACGGUGUUCUCAAACGUGUGCUUCUCCGUGCUGGAACCGGGCACCAGCAUUGAGCCUCAUCUAGGACCCACCAACGUGCGAGUGCGGUGUCAUCUCGGUCUGGAGGUACCGGACGGAUGUCGGCUGGUGGUGGCUGGUGAGGAGCGCCCCUGGACCCGCGACCAGUGCCUGCUGUUUGACGACUCGCACCUGCACCACGCCGGGCACGGCGGGCAGGCCGGCGAGCCACGCGUGGUGCUCAUGGUCGAUAUGUGGCACCCGCUGCUGACGGCCGACGAGCGCAGACUGCUGGAGGAAGUGCUCAGGCCGCCGGACGCUCACACUAGUCAGUGAUGGGAUGCCUCCUCACAGAUAUGUGUGGGAACUUAAACCGACUGUGAUAUAAUUUAAUGGAGGGUAAGUGAAGGGAUCAAUCCAAAACACCUAUUCCCAGACAGUGGUCAUCGCCGAUAUCAUGGAGCGGUUUGGGAAUAUAUAUUCAGAGAUGUUUUGUGUAAUCAUGUGUUACGCAUAAACGUGUUCAGCAUUGAAA
Molecule: messenger RNA, 1401 nt
Organism: Amphibalanus amphitrite
Lineage: Eukaryota; Metazoa; Arthropoda; Thecostraca; Balanomorpha; Balanidae
Product: aspartate beta-hydroxylase domain-containing protein 1-like
Exons: 3
Coding region: 270-1202 (310 amino acids)
Source: RefSeq, a predicted model, not a curated record